CCACUCAGAAAUGGAUGUUUUUGAGGGACUACAUAUCAGACGAACUUCAAGCUGAGGACAAAUUCAGGUUCGAAUCUCUUGUGACAGUGUCUGACAUGUUCAACGCUCGACUUCAUUUAGGUCAUAAGAUUGGAACACUAAAUGAUAAUAUGAAAUGGGCAUUGUAUGGAGAGCGCCUUGGUGUUUGUAUUUUUGAUCUGGAUGUCACACGGAUUCAUAAUCGUGAAACAAUGUUCGAUGUCGAGAAAACCGCCCAAGAGUGUGGUGAGUAUUCUCACAUUCGACGUUGGCAAGAAGGAACAUUUACCAAUGCGCGCCAACUUUUCGGGACAAGUAUUCGGCUUCCAGAUGCGAUAAUUUUUAUGAACACCCUUACUUCAUUAGCUGUCAACCAUCCUGCAAUAAUUGAAGCUGCAAAAAUGACUAUCCCAACUGUCGGAGUAGUGGACAGCAACUCGGACCCUGCUUAUCUGACUUAUCUCGUUCCAGCUAACGACGACAGUCCUCAAAGUGUUGAAUAUUUGUUAAGGUAUGUUUUCGUAUAA
Molecule: messenger RNA, 545 nt
Organism: Angiostrongylus costaricensis
Lineage: Eukaryota; Metazoa; Nematoda; Chromadorea; Rhabditida; Metastrongylidae
Source: the annotation of a GenBank genome assembly